AUGAAGAUGUGGACUGUUCUGCUCCUGGUCUGCGCCAUGACAACCCUGACUUACGGUGCCGGUGAGUUUUAAGAGAAAUGUCAAAAACUUAUAAAAACACUGAUGAGAUAUUAAAGUGCAGUGUGAAACCUUUCAGCUGUUCCUGAGGUCGAGCUUGUCGGAGAGGAAGGAGGACCAUCCAUUCAGGAAGGUGGGUUUGUACCUGUCUCAACAGCUCUGAACUCCACGUCGGCACAUACAAGGGUUUAUCAAACCAAGCUCAAAGACUUUGGGUUUGUUUUAUUUCUGUAUCUCAAGCUGCUCCAGAAGAGGAGCCAGAUGAAAUGGCGGGUGGACCAUCCAUUCAGGAAGGUGGGUUUGUACCUGCCUCAACAGCUCUGAACUCCACGUCGGCACACAGAAGCGUCUAUCCAACUAAUCUCAAAGAGGAUCUAGAUGAAAUGGCGGGUGGACUAUUCAUUCAGGAAGGUGGGUUUGUACCUGUCUCAACAGCUCUGUACUCCACGUCGGCACAUACAAGGGUUUAUCAAACUAAGCUCAAAGACUUUGGGUUUGUUUUAUUCUUGUAUCUCAAGCUGCUCUAGAAGAGGAGUCAGAUGAAAUGCCAGAUGGACCAUCCAUUCACGAGAGUAAGUGGAUUCUUGAUUCUUAUUCAGAGAACUUGAAACUGAUGAACUUGGUGUCCCCCAUGCUCAGUCUCUUUCUGGAUUUGUUGGCAGGUAAUCGUCUAAUGUCCCGGGGAUUCCCGUUCUGUCCGAGUGGUUGGAGUCGUCACAACGGUCGCUGUUUCAUCUACAUUUCAUCACCAAUGACUUGGGCUCAGGCUGAGGUAAUCAAAAUGAUCUGGACUCAGAUCUGUGGAGAUCUUCUCCAUCACAUCCUCACUGCUGUUACUGCGGCGGGUUCUCUGUAAACCCUGUUGGUCAGUUUCUCUUGUGUUGACUUUGGCUCACAUUGGAUACCUCAGUUGGCUGUUAGAGGAGAUAAACAAACCAAUCGAUAUCCGAUAUCUUUUAUACAGCUGAAAGGUUUGGCUCCCCCUGCUGUUUAGUAAAUAGAUGGACAGGUUUCAGUGAGGUUCAGGUUCUCCUAGCUGCACAGGGUCAUGGUCCUAUGAUGCUGACUGUAGAUUUGGGAUUGUUGCACGCCUGCAGGUGAAAAAAGGGAUCAGACCUUAUUUUCCUUUUUCAUUCAUGACUUGACUGAUUUCAAACAUUUAUAACAAUCUGAUCAUCAACCCUCUGAUGGGUUCAGUCCAGUCCAGAGCUGCAUCUCCACCACAGGAACCUUCCACAGGGAUGAGGGAUACUUUUGUAUUUGAGGAUUUGUUCUCUAGGCUUGCACAUGUUUAUAAUUGGCAUAUUUUUAUCUUUAAGUUUAUCAGAAUUUAAACGUCACCACUUUUUUCCGUCUUUUCACAUCCCUAGAGACAUUGUCAGGAUCUGGGAGGAAACCUUGCUUCGGUGCACAGCCAUGUUGAAUACGUAUUUGUUCAGAACAUGAUCUCCCGGAUCACGCAGGGGUUUCAGUUUGCUUGGAUUGGAGGCUCUGAUGCAGUAGAGGUAUUUGUAUUUAAAACACAAAAUCUCUGUAUCAAACAUCUGGAAAUAACACAAAAUCUCAAAAUUACUGCGUUUUCGUCCAGGAGGGUGUUUGGCUGUGGAGCGACGGCUCACAUUUCACUUACGUAGACUGGUGUCCAAGGCAACCCAACAACUUUGAUGGCUACCAGAACUGUAUGGUGAUGAGUCUUUAUGGUAAAUAAAACUUCAUAAUUUCUGUGCAGAUAGUCAUGAGGAAAAAAAGGAUUUUACCACCUACAGCACUGGCAUUUUCCUAGUUCCCCACCACUAACUGGUCAACAGGACAAAAUUAAUACGCUCCUGUUUUUGAUAUUUACAGGUGAAAGAUGCUGGGAUGAUCAAGGGUGCAGUAUACCUUACCCGUUUGUCUGCGCAAUGACCAUGUAUUGAUUCUUCGUUUGACGCAGUGAAGGAACUCAAAUUGAGCUGAAGUCUGUUUUUUCUUUUCCUUCUUUUAACUGGACAAUAAUCAGUUUAUAAUAAAAUAAAUACUUUUCACACGUUCUUUAUUGCAAGCUGCACUGGUCUUUAUUUCCUUAUGUCUGAAUUCAAAGUGUCGCAUGCUGAAAGAAACUGGUUCCAUGAGGGCUCCACGUCCACAAGUGGGACCUGAGCUCACAGCCCGGUAUCAUGCAGCCUGAUUGUAUUUCCCAGAGAUCACCGUAGAGGCAGACUGGUUACUGAAGUCCUGCUCUCUUCUCAUAUAAGUGUGAGUUAUCAGACAUCAUAAAGAGCUCCACAUGCUAACCAGAGGUAUCCUGGCUACUGUUUGGUACCAGGGGGAGAUUCUCAGACCCAUUGUUGGGCCAUGUGCUGGUGCAGCAGGCCCUGGGUUCUUAAGACACUGAUGCUGUUGACCGGCCUGCUCAUUCCCCAGACUUGAAUCUAAUCCAGCACCUCUGGGACUUCAUGUUUUGUUGCAUUCACCUCUGCCACCCCUCAGCAGACUCUACAGAAGAUGACUUGUGCCCUGAUCUAGGUCUGGGAGGAGAUCCCUAGACCAGGAAGCCAUGUGGUAACCAGAACCUCAUCAGGUGAAUAAAGGGUGAAAAAAGACGAAUCUUAUGUGACAAAGGGCACAGAGCUGUAAACAUGGCUACGUGUUCACCUCUUCCGAACCUGUUUUGAUUCAAGCUGAUAGGAGGAUUUGCCGCCUCUAAGCUGACCACCUCCACCCCACCUGCCAUCUGUUUGCACUCCUACCACUGGGCCAACGCUCACAACACCGCCCUUUGACCAGAUCUAAGUAUUUGUCCAGGGGCACGCCACUUCCAGGAUAUUACAGUCUCCUUAUUUACUUUGAGCCUGAAACACUGACUGGAACUGAUGCUGCUGUAAUGAACUUUUACCGGUACAGCUUCAGUUAAUAGAUUUGAUAUCUUGUCUGAGGGUCUUGUUCAUGAGUGAGGGAAGAAUGGAGCUGGAGAUCAACAGAUGGAUUGGUGCGGUAACAAGGUUAAAAUUCCGAAAAGUUUUGCAAUUCCAAUCCAUGUUUUUGACAUACUCUCUCUUGAGAAACCCACAAAUAUUGUUCUUGGAUGGCACUUACCAGUUGGCAUAGUCCAAUCAGAUAAGUGACCAUGAGUUUAAGCGGUAAGUUAUAUAGAAAACUCUUUCAACAUUUACUGAAAACUCUUAUUGCACAGAGCAAACAGCAGCAGAUCCACUAUCUGAUGUCAGACAUACCUGAUUACACUUGUCUAAACACCAGUCUUGAAGUAAAGUUUAUCGCAUUUAUUUUGAGAUGGCAAAUAUUCAUCAUGGAGGAUAUUUCUGACGAUAAAUCAGGAUCGAUAAUUUAUCACCCAUCCCUCGUCGGCAGGGAUGCGGACACUGCACUGGUCUAAUUUACCGGCCGAUCUACAUUCCUGCCCUCACCUACGGGAGUCAGAUGAGGUGGCUUGGGUAUCUAAUCAGGAUGCCUCCCAGACACCUUGUUAAUGAGGUGUUUAAGGUACGUCGCUCUGGUAGGAGACCAUGGGGAAGAUCCAGGACACCCUGGUGAGACUUUGUCUCUCAGCUCUAAAAUUAGACCCACAAAAGGCCACUUCAGCAGUUUUUCUGCUGUGUCAGGCCCUGUACCUGGCUCCAAACGUUACCUUCAUCUGUAAAGGGUCUGCCAAGUAUUGAUCCAGAUCAAAGAUUGACUGAAAAGUGACUGUAUAUAAGAGCUGAUCUGUUCAGUCUCUUCACCAAGAACGGCUGAACACAAGACUGAACCUGAAGAGGACCUGAUCACCGGUUUUUGCUCUCCACUUCAGUUCAGCUUAAAACAUGUGGGCCGUGUUUCUCCUCUCCUGUGCCAUAGUGGCACUGACUAAUGCUUCUGGUGAGUAUUUACAAAUCCUUGGAUAAAAAGCCAAGAUAUCACGUCUUUUAAAUGACUUACUUAGUUUGUGUUUUGCACGUUCUCUUCCAAGAUGUUAACGUCUUCCAGGUCAACAUCAACAAAUCUCCAUCUUGUCCCACUGGUUGGAGCGGCCUCGGUGGUCGCUGUUUCCAGUUUGUUGGAACACCAAAAACUUGGGGCAACGCUGAGGUAAUCAGGGUCAUUUGUUGUCCCGCAGAGUGCUUUGGUGGCCCAGAAAGGCCAAUCUGCAGUAUUUGAAGAGUCAGGAGUGGAAAUGCAUCCUUACUGGCUUACAGUUCUUGUGCCGUUUGGCUCCUCUGAACUUCUCCAUGUCUGUCCUUCUGGUUAGAAACAUUGUCUGGAGCAAGGUGGAAACCUUGCAUCGGUGCGUGACCAUGUCGAGCAUGACAUUGUCCAAGGACUGGUACUGAGGGCCACCAAUACGUAUGAGCUCACAUGGCUUGGAGGCACAGAUGCUCAACAGGUACGUGAAAUAAAACUGACAAGUUUCUGAAAUCCUGUUUUUUUUAUACAGCCAUACUCACCAACGUCUGUUUCUGUAUUUGUACCGCUCAGGAGGGUACCUGGUUCUGGAGUGAUGGCACACCUUUUACCUUUGCCCACUGGGAUGCGGGACAGCCUGAUAAUCAGGCAAACUCCGACUGUAUGUUGAUGAACUUUGGAGGUAAAUUUCAAUAUUCCUUAAGUAUUUAUAUUGGGCCUCCGUGUUUUGGCCCCAUCUGUAGAAAUACUGGAGCAUACUUAGUCUCCAGAGGUUUCUCAGUGAAGGGCCGACCUAGCUAACAUCCCUGCGGCUAACGCACUUUUUGUCAGAGUUUUAAUUCAGGUGUUUUUUGUAUUUCAUGUGAAACAUUGAGGUGACAUUGAAGAUGUUAUGACUGCUUAUAUUUCACAGAACAGUUCUGCGUCCUCUUCAAUUGUUUGUUCAGAUUUAAAAUCAAUAAAAACUGUUCUUACCUAAUCAUCACUUAAUUCUCUUUUUCAGAUGCUAAGAAAUUCGAUGAUCAACCUUGUGAUUUUGAGAAGCCGUUUGUCUGUGCCAUGAAUAUGUGA
Molecule: messenger RNA, 5007 nt
Organism: Xyrichtys novacula (pearly razorfish)
Lineage: Eukaryota; Metazoa; Chordata; Actinopteri; Labriformes; Labridae
Source: the annotation of a GenBank genome assembly